CCUUUCCUCCUUAGGCUUCCUCCCUCCGGUGUGUCCCUGGAGUCCAGGCAGGGGAGGGUCUAGGUGAAGGUGCGGUGGCGGCAGCGGCGGCCUGGGGAGCGCGGUAGGAUCGCACGCCCGAGCGUCCCGUCCCAGCGCACAGGCGCAAGGAGAACGCUUGCCCACUCUCCUCCAUCUCUCCUCCCCUCCCUGGCUUUUGUGUCGCUGUCUCAGAGCUGCUAGGAGGGUGCGCUGGAGGAGGGGGGGGCUGGGGUGAGAGGCACCCCCUUCACGCGCGCGCGCGCACACGUUGCUGGCGCACGCACACACGCGCGGAUACAGACACGCACGCACACACACACAUAUACACACACGCACAAAGCUCGCUCGCCUCGAGCGCACUAACGUGGCCGUUUUCUUUGUGUGGAGCCCUCGAGGGGGGUUGGGGCCCGGGUCCGGUCCGGGGGAGAUGGCGCAGCCCAUCCUGGGCCAUGGGAACUUGCAACCCGCCUCGGCCGCUGGCCUGGCGUCCCUGGAGCUGGACUCGUCGCUGGACCAGUACGUGCAGAUUCGCAUCUUCAAAAUCAUCGUGAUUGGGGACUCCAACGUGGGCAAGACCUGCCUGACCUUCCGCUUCUGCGGGGGGACCUUCCCGGACAAGACUGAGGCCACCAUCGGCGUGGACUUCAGGGAGAAGACCGUGGAAAUCGAGGGCGAGAAGAUCAAGGUGAUCCAGACGGUUCAGGUGUGGGACACCGCCGGUCAGGAACGCUUCCGAAAAAGCAUGGUCGAGCAUUACUACCGCAAUGUGCAUGCCGUGGUCUUUGUCUAUGACGUCACCAAGAUGACAUCCUUCACCAACCUCAAAAUGUGGAUCCAAGAAUGCAAUGGGCAUGCCGUGCCUCCACUAGUCCCGAAGGUGCUUGUGGGCAACAAGUGUGACUUGAGGGAACAGAUCCAGGUGCCCUCCAACUUAGCCCUGAAAUUUGCCGAUGCCCACAACAUGCUCUUAUUUGAGACAUCGGCCAAGGACCCCAAAGAGAGCCAGAACGUGGAAUCAAUUUUCAUGUGCCUGGCUUGCCGAUUGAAGGCUCAGAAAUCCCUGCUCUAUCGUGAUGCUGAGAGGCAGCAGGGGAAGGUGCAGAAACUGGAGUUCCCACAGGAAGCUAACAGUAAAACUUCCUGUCCCUGCUGAAACCAAACGGUGUAAAUACAAGAGCAAUUAUCACUGGAGGUUUUUUUCUUUCCCUUUUUUCCGUGCCUGUGUAACACUGACACCUGCUU
Messenger RNA from Balaenoptera acutorostrata (minke whale), 1263 nucleotides. It is a transcript of the gene RAB33A, whose product is annotated as RAB33A, member RAS oncogene family. Bases 449 to 1174 code for a protein of 241 amino acids. Gene Ontology annotation, cellular component: Golgi apparatus; endosome. Gene Ontology annotation, molecular function: GTPase activity; GTP binding. NCBI's taxonomy places the organism in Eukaryota, Metazoa, Chordata, Mammalia, Artiodactyla, Balaenopteridae. The record is from RefSeq and is a predicted model, not a curated record. The transcript is spliced from 2 exons. Gene Ontology annotation, biological process: Rab protein signal transduction.